Metarhizium acridum CQMa 102 is the source of this 948-nucleotide messenger RNA. NCBI's taxonomy places the organism in Eukaryota, Fungi, Ascomycota, Sordariomycetes, Hypocreales, Clavicipitaceae. The record is from RefSeq and is a predicted model, not a curated record.
AUGGUAACGCAAGAGAAAUCCGUGGUAGGGAUUGGUGCGGAGCUCAAACUGCUGGGCAGUUUCGACGUCGUAUGGAAAUAUCUGGGGCAGUCGGAUGAAAGUGCACCAGCGCCUUCACCAUCGACAGUCGACGAUAAUCAUGGCACGGAAUCAGAUGUUUCCAAGUUCUCAUACGCCGUCAUUUCUAACCAAGCGAGUUCGUUCAAAACAGGCUCCAUCCUGCUCUACAGCACUUCGAAUCGCAGUGUCACCCUCUUCCCAGACAAAACCAUCGUCAAGUCAGGCAAAACCAUUUCCCUCGAAGAAGCUGAAGCCAUCCAAGUUGCCGCUCUUGCAGGACUGCCCGUGCCCGAAAUCCUCACCACCGACAGCCAGCCCGGCGGCAUCAACGUUCUUCAGAUGAGCCAGGUCGAUGGGCGGCCCUUGUCAGAAGUAUGGCGGACCAUGACGCUUCUGACGAAGCGUAGCAUUGCCCUCCAACUCCGCAGUAUGCUCACCACCAUGCGUGCAUUACAGGCUCCCCCUAGAUUGGUGGGUGCCUGUAGUGGUGGCCAAUUCCGGGACUCGAGGCUCUGCCACUCGCACUACUUCCCGUCGUUGGUCAAGGAGGACGAGUUCAACAAGUACCUGAUAUCAAACUUAUCACAUGUCACGCCGAGGCCGGUUCGGGAUGCCUUCACCAGACAACAGAGGAAUGGCCAUCGUAUUGUCUUUACACAUGGGGACUUGAGCCCCAGAAACAUCAUCGUGUCCAACGAUAGGAUUGUGGGGCUGGUUGAUUGGGAGGAAGCAGGUUGGUUCCCCGAAUACUGGGAGUACGUGAAAUUCUUCUUGAGGACGGGUGCAGAAGAUGGAGACUGGCCAUCGUAUGCGUACGAGAUUUUCCCCGAAGUAUAUCAUGACGAAUUGGUUUUAUACUUUUCCAUUCUGCAAUGGCAGUCGCCCUAG